Molecule: messenger RNA, 840 nt
Organism: Ramularia collo-cygni
Lineage: Eukaryota; Fungi; Ascomycota; Dothideomycetes; Mycosphaerellales; Mycosphaerellaceae
Exons: 1
Coding region: 1-840 (279 amino acids)
Source: RefSeq, a predicted model, not a curated record
AUGGUUAACGCAGCUCUUACAUCGCUUGCCCUCUUCGGCGCCUCGGUCUCCGCCCUUGGUCGCGCGCACGUUGUCAACAAGUGCUCCUAUGAAGUCUUCAUGUGCGAGACCCCCGCCAGUGGCGGCGGGCAACAGACUGUCGACAAGACUCUCCAGCCUGGCGAAUCCUGGGACCAGCAGUACACUUCCUUGUCCAAUGGCGCUGGCUGGUCCAUCAAGCUCUCCAAGACCGAAGGCGCAUUCGGCGGCAACAUCUUGCAGUACGAGUACACCUACCAGAACGACAACAUGAUCUGGUACGACCUGAGCUGUGUGGACGGCAACCCAUGGGACGGUAACUGGGAAAUCACCUCGGACAGCGACUCUUGCAACCCCAAGCAGCAGGCCUACCGAUACGCGACUGAUGAUGCCUAUGGCAUGCAGUCCUGCGCGGCUUCGGAUUCCAUCACCGUCACCCUCUGCUCUGGCGAGGCCGGUGAUGACUCCCCGGCAGGCUACUCCUCUGCAUCUUCUGUCGACUCCCCAGCAAGCUACGCCCCUGCAUCUUCUCAAGUCGCGCCAGCCAGCCACGCUGCACCAUCCUCCACCAGCGCGGUUUGGGCUCCAGUCUACAACUUCGACGGCCCAUCACCAUCCUCCUCCAGCGCUGUUUGGGCUCCAGUCUACAACUUCGAUGGUCCAUCACCUACCGCCACCACCUUUGCGACCAAGACUACCGUUGCACCCGCAUACGGCGGCGGCGCUGUUACCAUCACCCAAGUCGUUACUGAGAUCGCCACCGCGACCCAGUACGUCAAGAGGCAUCAGCACCACCCUCGCGGCGCUCACCAGCACGCCUAG